Molecule: messenger RNA, 918 nt
Organism: Arabis nemorensis
Lineage: Eukaryota; Viridiplantae; Streptophyta; Magnoliopsida; Brassicales; Brassicaceae
Source: the annotation of a GenBank genome assembly
AUGGACAAGAAUGGAUGUGAAGAUGAUGAUCGAACGGUUCUGAUUUUCCUCGGAACUGGUUGCUCCGGUGCAGUUCCCGAUUUCAGAUGCUUACUUCAACCAUCGGAUCCUCCUUGUCAUGUCUGUUCUAAAUGCAAUACAUCGUUAUUGAUCGAUUAUUGUUGCGAGGGAGAAGAUGGUAGACAUUGCUACAUACUUAUUGAUGUUGGGAAGAGUUUCAGAGAACAAGUUCUUCGUUGGUUUACCUUCUACAAGAUUCCCCGAAUCGAUUCUAUCAUUCUAACUCAUGAGCAUGCGGAUGCGAUUCUUGGAUUAGAUGAUAUUCGGUCUAUGCAACCUCGCGGUUCAACCAUUGAUACUAAUCCACUUCCUGUCUUUCUAUCUCAAUUUACAAUGGAAAGUAUUGCUACGAGGUUUCCUUAUUUGGUUGAAAAGAAGGUUAAAGAAGUACCUAGACGGGUUUCGCAGCUCGACUGGAGAAUCAUCGAAGAGAAUUGUGAUAAACCAUUCACUGCCUCGGGAUUAUCUUUCACGCCUCUUCCGGUAAUGCAUGGAGAAGAUUACAUUGCUUUAGGUUUCCUUUUCGGCGAGAAAAGUAAAGUGGCUUAUAUAUCUGAUGUAUCUCGCAUCCCACCGAGUACUGAGUAUGCUAUUUCCAAAGCCGGGGCUGGACAGAUAGAUCUUCUUAUCCUGGAUACAAAUAUACCAUUUAAGAGAGGAACACAACCCACACAUUUCUGUUUUCCUGAGGCUCUUGAGAUCUUGAAGAGGCUCUGUCCAAAGAGAGCUCUUUUAACGGGUAUGACACAUGAUUAUGAUCACGAUGAAUACAAUGUGAUACUCGCGGAAUGGUCUCAAAGGGAAGGAAUCCAUGUACAGCUUGCUCACGACGGAUUAAGGGUUCCGAUAAACCUAUAA